AUGGUGUCCGUCGAUUUGUAUACUCUAUUCGACAAUUUCGUCACCGCCAACAAUUUCAAGCAAAUCCUUCACACGUUUUACCUCAUUUGCACCCAGCUCGACCUCGAUCCAACCGACUCGAAGCGUGUUUAUGAAGAAUUACGAAAGGAGAUCAACGAUUGGAGGGCGCAAAAGUUGUGGAAACUGUUGGACAAGAAAUGGACACAAACCGAGUACCGGAGUCAAAAAGCUGCCAAUCGACUCAACGUUUUGAUCAUUGGAGCCGGACCAUGUGGACUUCGGACGGCGAUCGAGUGCGCUCUUCUGGGAUCGCGGGUUGUGCUCAUCGAGCAACGGGACAAAUUUAGUCGAAACAACGUGUUACAUCUUUGGGAGUUCGUCAUUCAUGAUCUGAAGUCCUUUGGCGCGAAGAUUUUCUACCCAAAGUUCUGCACGGGAAGCAUCGAGCAUAUUAGUAUUCGCCAAAUGCAGUGCAUCCUGCUUAAAGUCGCCCUUUGUUACGGUGUCCAAGUGUAUGAGGGUGUCACCUACAAGGAUCUUCUCACGCCGCAACCAAGAUUCGACAAGAAUGAAACUUACUCGGGUUUCCGUGCCUCACUUGAACCAGCCGAUCACCUACUUGGCGAUUACGAAUUCGACGUGCUGAUUGGAGCCGAUGGGAAAAGAAACACCAUAAAAGGAUUCUCACGUGACGAGAUGCGCGGAAAAUUGGCAAUCGGAAUCACGGCCAAUUUCGUGAAUCGACAUACGGCUGCCGAAGAAAGAGUGCCCGAAAUAAGCGGUGUCGCCUACAUCUUUAAUCAGGCGUUCUUCAAGGAAAUGCACGCAACAACGGGAGUCGAUCUUGAAAACAUUGUCUACUAUAAGGAUGAAACUCACUACUUUGUGAUGUGCGCGAAGAAGCAGAGUCUGCUCGAGCAGGGCGUCAUUUUGAAGGAUUGCGAAGACGUGAACGUGUUGUUGUCGGCGGAAAAUGUGAACAAAGAGCAACUCUGCCGGUACGCCUACUCGGCAGCGCAAUUCGCGACAAAUGGCAAACUACCGAUCCUGGACUACGCGACAAAUCACAAGAGUCAGCCCGACAUUGCAAUGUUCGAUUUCACGUCGCUUUACUCAAGUAAGUACAGCGUUCGACUAAUUGAGCGAAACAAACGACGACUUUUGCUGGGAAUCGUUGGCGAUAGCUUGCAUGAGCCAUUUUGGCCGACCGGCUCUGGAUGUGCUCGCGGAUUUCUUGGUGUCAUGGACACGGCGUGGUUGAUCAAGGAGUACGGGAUGAACGAACGGGAACCCCUUCAACUUAUCGCCGAACGUGAAAGCAUUUAUCGGUUGUUGGCUCAAGUCACCAAGGACAAUCUGCACAAACAGUUGACGAAAUUCACGAUCGACCCGAAAACCCGUUAUGUGUCCUUGGAAAUAACGAUGCGACCGGAGGAUGUUGUGGAAAUCGUGGACUCUGAUGCUCCGAGAUCGAUCUACCACCGGCAACCCCAUCCGCGGCUCGACGCACACGAGCAUCCGGAAAGAAUGAAAUACGCGGCGUGGAGAUUCCUGACCCAUGCUCUGACACCGUACAAGCUGAAGCUCUACGAUAUGAACACGUCGUGGAACGACGGGAUGGCGCUGGCUGCAUUGGUGGCGAAAUUUCGACCCGAAUGCUUGGAUUAUUUUAACGUGUUGAGCUCGAGCGAACGGCCAAAGGAUCGCUUGGAAAUGGUCUUCUCGCGAGUCCGUGAACACUUGGAGAUCGCCGAGCCGUGCACCCCUGAACAAUGGCCAAGAUUGAGUGAAGAGUUGAAGUUGGACUACAUUUACGCGUUGAUCGGUCUCAUCAAAUCGGAUAUGUACCGGGUGCGCUCGAUUUUGAUCACACCGCGGAGCGCCGCCAGUAAACGACCGAAACCGAUGCCCACAAAGUUCGACACAUCAAAAGCGAAGAAGUCGGCGGUGAUCGAGAAUCUUCACGGGCAAAUCAAAGCCUUUUACGAAAGAGGGAAACCCACCGAUCAGCCAACGCCGCCACCGUUGAGGAGACAAUUGGAGCAUUUACCCAGCAUUGAAGAACCCACGGACGAUUCACGAUAUCUCACCAAAAAGCCGCAGGUGAGUGCCCUUGAUCCGGCUCUUGUUGGACGCGUCGAAAAGUUUAUCACCGGCAAGCGUGAGGAAAAUAAGGCAAAGAUUAGUGUUGAAGAGGUGGAACAAGUCGAGAUUCAGCGACAAGAAGUGAGAGAAGUUGUGGUUGAUGAGGGACAACAACUGGCAAACAUCAGCGGUCAAGAGGAAAAGAUUCCGCAACUGCCCGAACCCGAUUCACAAUCACCAUCGUUGACGUUGGUUACACGACGACAAGACGGAUCGGUGGUGAUGCGGCCCGUUGCCCCCGUACAACCAAAGCGUCAAGUGCACUCGAUGCCCGAUGUCGACGCGUUGUACGAUAGUGUCAAUCCAAGGCGACAAAACACGUGUCAAUUAUGCAAUGAGGUGGUUUUCUUGGCCGAACGAAUGCAAGUCGAAUCGAUGUACGUUCAUCGGGGAUGCUUCAAAUGCUCGUUUUGCAGUCAACCGCUUCGUUUGGGCGAGUGUGGACAGGAUCGCGAGUUAGACAAGAUCGAGAAUUACCGCAAUAAGUUUUUCUGCAAAACGCAUCUCCGUUUACCGCUUCGGGAAAAGAUCGGAAGAAUCGAGUAUACGAAGAAAAAGGCGUUGGCUAAACAGGCUUCACAAGACGAAGGUGCCUCAUCGGACUCAUCAAAGGGGAAUCUCAGCGAAUCACCCGCUCAAAUCAUCAAUCGUUUCCCCCUGCAAGCACUCCCAUCACCGAUUCUCCCAAUUCGUGUCCCAGCGUGCCCACCAAAAACAGCCUCAUCGUCGAACAUGUUACACUACUAUGGAUCCGAUCAGAGAAGACUACAAGACUUGGUGUUGCCAAACGCGAAACGUGUGCUCACGUCGCCGGUGGAUUCGGAUCAAAAUGGCCUCCUCUCGACACCCGAAAGAGCCGCCUUUGACGCGCAACAAGAAAGGCCGAAAUUCAUUAAAAAAGCCGUUGACAUCGACAGUGAAUCUGAAGAAGAGGGAACGAGCGGGAGUAAUAGUUCAAGGGAAAGAACCGGAUCGUCGAGUUGCUAUUACUCAUCAAAAGAGGAGACGGACAGCUCGCUGCGAUCCCGCUCGAAUACACAAGACGUCGAUUUAAAUCAGACUUUCAUCGACGACGAGGGGAAUCACGAUGAAUCGCUGUCGGAUGAGGAGGAUAAUUUCGCGGAAGAGGAUUUACAGGAACUCGAGAAGACCGUUUUGGAGAUCACCGAGCAAAAUCCGAGCAAUAAGAUUGAGGAGUCGAUCGCUCGAUCGGUUUUGGAGCGAAUAAACAGCCGCCGGCGUGAGUCGAUACGACACGAAAGCAUACGCCAUACGGCGACGAAUUUCAAUCAAAUGGGAGCCGACACGUCGACGAAAGUUGAUCAACCCGGGCAUCGAUCCGAAUCCACUUUAAUGAGAGGAUCAUCCGUUGAUUUGGAUCGUUUACGAGAAGAGGCGAGAAGGAGAGCCCGAAUGAAAAGCGAUGAGCAGCUGGGGAUUUUGAACACGCCGUUGAGUCGCUCAAAAACCCGCAGCCCACCACCGACACUAUUUGGUCGAGAUCGGGCGGCGACAACGGGACAAUUGGAUGACUCGGCUCAACUGCCCACAAUGCUCAACCAAGUCGAUCUGCGGAGGCAGGCUUUCUCGGCUUCUCGCGCGGACACGGCUCCCGAAAGUGACCUCAUGGCGCCACCAUUACCCGCCAGAACUCCGCCGAAACAAACAUUUUACGGUUUCCUUUCACCGAAUUUACAACACCGAAGCACCACCACGACGGCUUUGACGGAAAGCGCUGAAAAAAUUAAAGAGCCAAUCCAAUCGGAAAGCUCAAAAGAGAACGGUUUGCGCGCGCGGAACUCAAUCUGGGAUCAAUUGCGCGGGCAACGCAAUCACUCGCCGAUUGCCCCAAUUGAAGCGUUUCGUGGAGUGCCGCUUGCAUCGCCAAGUCUUGUCAUCAAUUCGGAUCAUGUCCCUUGUGCUGCUGUUGCCCCAUCGCCCCGACCACCAGCGACGACCAUCGCAAAAACGACAGUCUUUGUUCCCGGCAUUCCACCGAUGCCAACCGCUGCCGGACAAUCGAUCGCUUCACUGAGUGCUUCAUCGUCGGUUGCUGCCGACGUGCCAACACUGGCGCCAAGUGAUCGCAAUUUACGCUUCAUCCAGAAGAGGGGCGAGAAGAUUCGCCGACAACACGAAGAGGACCGACUCCGAACGGCGCAAGAUCUGCAACGACAACUCGACGAAUCAGAGACCCGCUUGGAAGCGAUUGAGCGACGGGGACGGGUUGUCGAGGCGAAUCUCAACUCGGAUCCAACAAGUGUUGAUCUGCUCUCUGAAUGGCGUUCCCUUGUUCAAGAAAAACAAAUCUUGACUGAUCGCGAAAAAGAUCUCCAGCUAAAGGCGAAAGAAGUACGAUUGGAGCAUCGCUAUCGAGAAUUGGACGCGCUCAUCAACCAGCAAAACGAUUUGAAACGAGGCAACGACGAUGACGAUGAAAAGGCUUCCCUGCUUCGCGAAAUGCUUUCGAUUAUCGAUCAACGGAAAGAGCUGAAACGGGAAUUGGACGAGACGAAUGUGACGUGGAGGAGGCGAAAAGUGAAACAAUCAGAUUCGACUUCUCAUCCAUCUCGGGCCACCACCCACACAGCUGCCGUCGAUUAUCGUCAAUGCAAUCCGGUCUUUCUUUGCAUA
Molecule: messenger RNA, 4779 nt
Organism: Mesorhabditis belari
Lineage: Eukaryota; Metazoa; Nematoda; Chromadorea; Rhabditida; Rhabditidae
Source: the annotation of a GenBank genome assembly